CUUCUGUCAUGGCGCCUGUUUGACAUCUCAGUUCGCAUUGAAAAAAUCAACGCCGCUACGUGCAAAACCCGCAAAACCAAACAAGCGGUGCGGAAAUACAAAAUACGAUUGCAAUUUAGCAGGUAUUUAUCCGGAAAACGAUAGGUUUUCCUUUAUUUCUUGAGAAAACCGUCUGUCCUUCGCAUUGCGAGGGCCAUCACAAGCUACCAAACUGUCUGCCGUCGUAAAAAUGAAGCUGACCGAUUCGGUCGUUCGAAGCUUCAAAGUCGCAAAAGUUUUUCGCGAAAACACGGACAAAAUCAAUGCAAUCGACUACUCCUCCAAUGGGGAAAUGCUAAUCAGCUGCAGCGAAGAUGACCAGAUUGUACUUUUUGACUGCGAGAAGGGAACCCAGAUCCGGACUGUGAAUUCGAAAAAGUACGGCGUGGACUUGAUUCACUUCACACACGCAAACAAUACGGCGAUUCACAGCUCGACCAAGAUAGAUGAUACCAUCCGAUAUCUGAGCCUCCACGACAAUAAGUAUCUGCGGUACUUUCCCGGGCAUUCGAAAAAGGUUAUAUCCUUGAACAUUUCGCCGGUGGAGGACACCUUCCUUUCGGGUUCGUUGGACAAGACACUGCGUUUGUGGGAUCUGCGGUCGCCAAACUGUCAAGGCGUGAUGCACUUAAAUGGACGCCCCGUGGCAGCUUACGACCCGGAAGGUUUAAUCUUUGCCGCCGGUGUCAACUCGGAGAGCAUCAAGUUGUACGAUUUGCGGUCGUUUGACAAAGGGCCGUUCGUGACGUUCAAGCUGAACCAGGAAAAGGAGUGCGACUGGACGGGGCUGAAGUUUUCCCGCGACGGAAAGACCAUUCUGAUCAGUACGAACGGAUCGAUCAUCCGGUUGAUUGAUGCCUUCCAUGGCACUCCGCUGCAGACAUUUACCGGCCAUUUGAACAACAAGGGUAUCCCCAUAGAGGCAUCGUUCAGCCCGGAUUCGCAGUUCAUCUUCUCCGGCAGCACAGACGGACGAGUUCACGUGUGGAAUGCUGACACUGGGUACAAAAUAUGCGUUCUCAACGGCGACCAUCCCGGACCGAUUCAGUGCGUGCAGUUCAACCCCAAAUUCAUGAUGCUGGCUUCGGCUUGCACUAAUAUGGCAUUCUGGCUUCCGACAGCGGAAGAUUCCUAGAUAUUAGAGAACCAUCAUUGAAGGGGACACAUUCUACCGGUAAUUUUGAAUUAUUUUAAAACCGACUAACCGAGAUGUCGUCUUAAGGUUAUCGAUAUAAGAUAAAUAAAUAAGUAUUUCUGUAAGUGUUA
Messenger RNA from Aedes aegypti (yellow fever mosquito), 1305 nucleotides. RefSeq names its product WD repeat-containing protein 82 (gene Wdr82). Lineage: Eukaryota; Metazoa; Arthropoda; Insecta; Diptera; Culicidae. The coding region runs from base 230 to 1174 and encodes 314 amino acids. Gene Ontology annotation, cellular component: Set1C/COMPASS complex. The transcript has 2 exons. Gene Ontology annotation, molecular function: chromatin binding; protein binding. The record is from RefSeq and is a predicted model, not a curated record.